AUGGGAUUAACUAUUUUAAUUUUCAUUGGACUUAUAUUGUUUUUAGCUCUGAUUGGAAUAAUUUUGAAAAAAUUCUUUUGUAAUAAAAAAUAGCAAGUUCAAAUUAAUAGUCAAGAAGCAGUUUAAAAUAAUUAGCAUAUUAAUUUGGGCGAUUAAGAAGCAAUACCAGACUCUCAUUAAUCUCAAAUACAUAAACAAUAAAAUUAAGUUAAAACAUCAAAAUAGUCUAAUACUCCAAAUAGAAAGAUCAAACAAAAAAAAGAAAAAUAGUUAAUUGCUGAAAUUGCGUUUUAGUUUAAUGAUGAUAGUGAUAAUGAAAAUGAUUAAAAUUCAUCAGGAACUGACUAACAGCAGUCCAUUAACAUGAGAGAGCAAGCAGGAUUUAAUUUUUAAUAAUCUGAACAUAAUUUAGAGGAGUUAGUAACGCCAACUUAAGUAAAUAGUUAAGAAAUUUGA
Molecule: messenger RNA, 456 nt
Organism: Paramecium pentaurelia
Lineage: Eukaryota; Ciliophora; Oligohymenophorea; Peniculida; Parameciidae
Source: the annotation of a GenBank genome assembly